Molecule: messenger RNA, 3078 nt
Organism: Populus nigra (black poplar)
Lineage: Eukaryota; Viridiplantae; Streptophyta; Magnoliopsida; Malpighiales; Salicaceae
Product: cellulose synthase-like protein D1
Exons: 7
Coding region: 1-3078 (1025 amino acids)
Biological process (GO): cellulose biosynthetic process; plant-type primary cell wall biogenesis
Cellular component (GO): trans-Golgi network; plasma membrane
Molecular function (GO): mannan synthase activity; cellulose synthase (UDP-forming) activity
Source: RefSeq, a predicted model, not a curated record
AUGGCAACCUCAUCAAAACCAAAAGGGAAGACUUUGUCAUCACAAGCAUCAAGUGCUGCUCGUCCACAACAGGCUGUGAAAUUUGCACGCCGGACAUCUAGUGGACGCAUUGAUAGCUUUUCACAAGAUGACGAUAUGGACUUGUCAGGUGAAUAUUCAGGACAGAGUGACUAUAUCAAUUACACUGUUGUCAUGCCCCCUACCCCUGAUAACCAGCCUGCACACCCGUCCUCAGAGAAUAAAUCUGAUGGGACGAAGAGCCGCCUUGGUUCUGAGGCACAGCAUCGCAAUGGCGGUGUACAAAUGGAACGAGGAAUGUCAAUAAUGAAAUCAAUUAAUAAAUCAAUGUUGUUGAGGAGUCAAACUGGAGAUUUUGAUCACAACAGGUGGUUGUUUGAGACAAAAGGAACUUAUGGUGUUGGAAAUGCAUAUUGGUCAGAAGGAGACAAUUAUGGUCAGGAUACGGAGCUGAGUAUGUCCGAUUUUUUGGACAAGCCUUGGAAGCCACUCACUAGGAAGAUUAAGGUUCCUGCAGCUAUUCUCAGCCCUUACAGGAUACUUAUAGUGAUCCGUUUGAUAGUUCUGUUUUUCUUCCUAAAGUGGAGAGUUCAGAACCCCAAUCCUGAUGCAACGUGGCUGUGGGGGAUGUCUAUUGUUUGUGAGAUUUGGUUUGCAAUCUCAUGGAUACUAGACAUUUUCCCUAAGUUUAACCCCAUCAACCGAUCCACUGACCUUGCUGCUCUGCGUGACAAGUUUGAGAAGCCCUCCCCUGCAAAUCCUCAUGGCCGGUCAGACCUCCCAGGAGUUGAUAUUUUUGUCUCCACGGCCGAUCCUGAGAAGGAACCUCCCCUUGUCACAUCCAACACAAUUUUAUCGAUUCUUGCAGCUGACUACCCCGUUGAGAAACUCUCCUGCUACAUUUCUGAUGAUGGUGGUGCCAUACUCACCUUCGAGGCUAUGGCUGAAGCUGUUCGAUUUGCUGAGGUUUGGGUACCGUUUUGUCGAAAACACGACAUUGAGCUGAGGAAUCCGGAUAGUUACUUCAACCUAAAAACUGACCCCACCAAAAACAAGAAACGGCCUGAUUUUGUCAAGGACCGCCGUUGGAUGAAGAGAGAGUAUGAUGAGUUCAAGGUCAGGAUCAAUGGUCUGCCUGAAGCAAUACGAAGGAGAAGCAAAUCAUUAAACUCUAAGGAGAUGAAGAAGGCUAAAAGUCUAGCCGGGGAAAAGAAUGGUGGUUCGUUGCCACCAGAGGGGGUCGAUGUCCCCAAAGCUACAUGGAUGGCUGAUGGUACCCCUUGGCCUGGCACAUGGCUGAAUCCAACAGAUGAUCACAAAAAGGGGGACCAUGCUGGAAUCUUGCAGGUAAUGAGUAAGGUCCCAGCAAAUGAUCUAGUGAUGGGCCACCCAGAUGAGAAAAAAUUAGAUUUCACUGGAGUUGACGUUAGGAUACCAAUGUUUGCAUAUGUAUCACGUGAAAAGAGGCCUGGCUUUGACCACAACAAGAAGGCUGGAGCCAUGAACGCGUUGGUUAGAGCUUCAGCUAUAUUGUCCAAUGGACCAUUCAUACUCAAUCUGGACUGUGAUCAUUACUUCUAUAAUUGUCAAGCUAUAAGGGAGGGAAUGUGCUUUAUGAUGGACCGUGGUGGUGACCGCAUAUGCUACAUCCAGUUUCCACAAAGAUUUGAAGGGAUCGACCCGUCUGAUCGAUAUGCAAAUCACAACACUGUCUUCUUUGAUGGAAGUAUGCGAGCACUGGAUGGUCUUCAAGGUCCUGUGUAUGUAGGAACAGGGUGCAUGUUUCGUAGACAUGCACUAUAUGGGUUCCUUCCACCAAGGGCAAACGAGUACUUGGGCAUGUUCGGCAGUACGAAAAAAAGGGCUCCAGGUUUUAAGGUUCAAUUAGAAGACGAGUCUGAGACUCAGUCCCUCACAUCACACCCCGACUUGAACCUGCCCAGGAAGUUUGGUAAUUCAGCCAUGUUCAACGAGUCUAUAGCUGUUGCUGAAUACCAAGGACGGCCACUUGCUGAUCACAAAUCGGUAAAGAAUGGCAGGCCUCCUGGUGCACUUCUCCUGCCACGUCCACCUCUAGAUGCACCCACGGUUGCAGAGGCAAUUGCUGUCAUCUCUUGCUGGUAUGAGGACAAGACUGAAUGGGGGGACAAGAUAGGUUGGAUCUAUGGCUCAGUCACAGAAGAUGUGGUGACUGGUUAUCGGAUGCACAACCGUGGGUGGCGUUCUGUGUACUGUGUAACAAAGAGAGAUGCCUUCCGUGGCACAGCACCAAUCAACCUCACUGACCGCCUUCACCAGGUGCUACGAUGGGCUACUGGUUCGGUCGAAAUAUUUUUCUCUAAAAACAAUGCCUUCCUAGGAAGCCGGCGACUGAAGUUCUUACAGCGAAUCGCUUACCUCAAUGUUGGCAUUUACCCCUUCACCUCGUUCUUCUUAGUCACUUACUGCUUCCUCCCUGCACUUUCCCUUUUCACAGGAACCUUCAUUGUUCAAAGCCUUGAUAUAGCUUUCCUUUGUUACCUCUUAACCAUCACUGUAUCACUAACUCUCAUCUCCCUUCUUGAAAUAAAAUGGUCCGGUAUUGGGCUCGAGGAAUUGUGGCGUAAUGAGCAGUUUUGGCUCAUUGGUGGCACUAGCGCUCACCUAGCUGCUGUGCUCCAAGGCCUUCUAAAAGUCACUGCUGGCAUUGAGAUUUCUUUCACGUUAACCUCCAAGUCUGCAGGUGAAGAUGAAGACGAUGUUUUUGCUGAUCUUUACGAGGUCAAAUGGACAAGUCUCUUCUUAGUGCCACUCACCAUCCUAGUAGUCAACAUUGUUGCCAUAGUUAUUGGAUGCUCGAGGACAUUAUACAGUGUGAUACCAGAAUGGGGUAAGUUGAUGGGAGGACUCUUUUUCAGCUUCUGGGUGCUGUCUCACAUGUAUCCAUUUGUGAAAGGUCUGUUGGGAAGGAGAGGAAGAGUGCCAACAAUUGUAUAUGUCUGGUCAGGGCUGGUUGCAAUUACUGUGUCCUUGCUUUGGAUAUCAAUCAGUAGUGAGAAUCGUGGAAACCUUCAAGUGUAA